Molecule: messenger RNA, 4081 nt
Organism: Pogonomyrmex barbatus (red harvester ant)
Lineage: Eukaryota; Metazoa; Arthropoda; Insecta; Hymenoptera; Formicidae
Gene: NSD
Product: Nuclear receptor binding SET domain protein
Cellular component (GO): nucleus
Molecular function (GO): histone methyltransferase activity; protein binding
Source: RefSeq, a predicted model, not a curated record
UCAAAUAGAUAUAAACGACAAUGGACUGUAAUAAAUAGUUAAAUAAUGUAUCAGGAAAUGGAAAUUUGAGCAAUUCGUUGGAAAAGCGAUAACAGUAACAAGUAAUUGCACAAGAAUACUAGAUCGAUUAUUCGGAUACAUAUAAUUUUAUUUCCAAUAAAAGAAUAUCUUUAAGAAUAUCUUUUGUUAUUAAUUUUAAUAAAUUGCCUAAUUAUCUUAAUUUCAAUUUCAAUCUCUUUCAGCAUUAUCGAUGUUAUCGACUCUGCCUGAGUAAAUCCCUGCCCGAGCUAAGUUAGAGCUCUCUGGCGGGAUUCGCUCACGCGAUCAUGUCGCGCAGUGUCAUACAUAUGAUAUGUUUGUGUAUGUUAGAUAUGCAUAUAUGUGAAUGCUCUCGUAGGAGUAGUUCGUUGGUUCAGCCAGCAUCCUCUUAAGUAUCUCGUUUAGUAUCUCGUUGGUAAUAAGAGUUGGCGAAGAGAAAAGAGUUUUUACGUAAAUCUCUUUACAGGAUCGCAAUCGGCGCGAUCGGUAAAGAAGUCGUACACGCGCGACUCGUCGAGCCGCAACUUCAAGGGGCACGGGAUCGCAAUCAUGAGAAUCGCCCAAAAUCGCGGGAAACGCGUCCUGCUUCAGGAGGUACGCGAGGUUCGUUCACAAUUCAUUAUUAUCACAAUAAUUAGGAUAGUCGACAGGGCGGAAAUCAGGAUUGUGUGAAAGUCUUGGCAGUGCGGAAGUCGACGUUUGUCCUCCGAACGAGGUAGACCUGGCCUAACGCGAGAGAGGUAACAACCCUCGAAACACGAGGCCUCCGCCACUGUGGUGCUAGCCGAUACCAAGAAUUAUUUUCGACGCGUGAGCCUUUGCCGCUGAAAUUCUGUGGUCCUCGCAUGCAGCCGUCGUUAAAGGAGCCGAUGCACUUUCAUGAUUCGUAACACUCGGAGCAUAAAAGUGUGAAAAUGCUCUAUUGAACGCAGAGUCAUGAAUGCUAUUAGCACAGAGGUCUGCGAGGCGUCCACGCUGGAUCGCGCAUCCCAAUCGGAGGCCGACAAUAAUACCAGGGCCUCGACCAGCGAGGAUGCGAGCAAUGACCGGGAAGGUUUGCAGGGCGAUUGUAAUGAAUUUCCGCCUGGCAAAAGCCGUUAUGGUAGAAUUAUAAAACGCAGAUCCACUAGCAAUGCUGUAGAUUUUUCACAGAAUUUGAGGCCAAAGACACGUAGACAAUUAUUAAAUUCCAUUGAUAAUACAGAUGAAAGUACAGAUGAAAUUCACGUAGCUAGUAAUAUCAAUGAAGCCAGCGAUUCUUCUAUCAUGUUGAAUGGUAUCGAGGAGAUUCCAUCUCCAAAAGCGAUUAGUCCUACAGUCGAAUGUUCUUGGAUAGUAGGGCAAUUAGCGUGGGCUAGAGUUGGUAAUUUUCCAUUCUGGCCCUGUAUGGUAACUGUUGAUCCAACUUCAAGGAUAUAUUAUAAAUUGAGAGUUGCACAUAAGACAUUUAUCAUGAUGGUACACGUUCAUUACUUUGGAGACAAAGGGCGUCACAGUUGGGCUUCGUCAAAUUGUAUGAUGCAAUUCACAAGUCUUGCCGACUUUUUGAAUUUAGCUGAUUCGCUGACAACGGAAAUAAAGAAAAAACCCAAAUACGCUGCCGCCUUUCUUAUAAAGUCGGGAAUAAAGUCAAAAUGGGACAAUGCCGUUGAAGAAGCUGCAAAGGCACAGCCAUUGACCACUGAAGAAAGAAUUGCGAUCUUUACAAAAAAACCUCAAGUCUCAAGGCGUAAAGAUACAAAAUCAUCUUUUGUUGUCGAUGAAAAAAAAAAAAGGAAACAUUCGAUUGAUCAGGAUGAACCAGAUGUCAAACGCGCUAAACAAGAUAAUGUAAGUAAUACGGAAAAGCCAGAAAUAUUGAAGUCACGUAAAUCAGAAUUAUCCAAGUUGAAAAAUUCGCGGAUUGUGAACGGUAAAAUUGAUUCAAAACUGAAUUCGGAAUCUUUGCCUUCGUCUCCUUCAAGCCACAAAAGUUUUUCCGAAAAUACAAAUACUAAAGCCUAUAAAAAUGAGGAGGAUGAAGAGAGUAUAUUCAAACUGUAUUACGAGGAUAACAAAAAUUUAUUAGAGAAUGAAUAUCCAGAUAUGCCAAAAGGCGAUAUUAAAAGAUACUUGCGAAAAACUUGGGACAAUAUGGACGCAGAGUAUCGGAAAAAACUCGGAUUACAUAUGACAAGCGAAGGUUCACAUUCGCACUCGAAAGAAAGCUCUCCGGAUGAAGACGAGGUGUCGAUAGAGAUUGAUACAACUAUGAAGGAAAAUAAAAAGACAAAAAGUAAGAUCGACAAAGAAGAAAAUACUGUUUCAGAAACAAAACGAAGUAGAUCCUACAAUCUCUUUAAAGGUAUGAAGCAAGAAAAAGUUUGUCAAAUUUGCGAGAAGACUGGCAAGCUAACGAGAUGUAAAGGACCUUGUUAUUCUUAUUUUCAUCUAUCAUGCGUGAAACCUGGUGAAUCUAGUCCAGAGCAUUCUGUCGAUGAGAAUACCUUGGAUGAUAGAUUACUUAAUGAUUUAAACAUAAUUAAGAGAAGUAUUAAUGGCGAGAAUGAAAACAAUGGUAAUUGCAAUGAUAAUUAUAAAUAUAUAAAAUAUAUUAGGUUACAGGUGAAUAAACCGGUGGGUAACGUCAAACCAACCGAAGUCGAGAGCAUCGUAGCGUGCGAAUGCGAUCCUGAGUGGGAUAAACCUUGCGCACCUGGUACGGAUUGUCUGAAUCGUAUACUAAUGGUUGAAUGUAGUCCUGGAAUCUGUCCAGCUGGAGCCAAAUGUAUGAAUCAGUCGUUUGUAUUGCGCCAGUAUCCGGCGAUGGAGCCAUUUCAUACCAUAGGUCGUGGAUGGGGCCUAAGAACUUUGGAAGAUAUCAAAGCAGGACAAUUUGUUAUUGAGUAUGUGGGAGAAAUUAUAGACGAUGCCGAAUACAAACGUAGAUUACAUCGGAAGAAAGAACUGAAGAAUGAGAAUUUCUAUUUUUUGACAAUCGAUAAUAAUAGAACGAUUGAUGCAGAACCGAAAGGAAAUUUAAGUCGAUUUAUGAAUCAUUCAUGUGCACCUAAUUGCGAAACGCAGAAAUGGACGGUAAAUGGAGAUACGCGUAUUGGCCUGUUUGCUUUGCGUGAUAUAGAAUCCGGAGAAGAACUGACGUUUAAUUACAAUUUGGCAUCAGAUGGAGAAACACGGAAAGCAUGUCUUUGCGGUGCACCGAAUUGUAGCGGUUUCAUCGGUCUAAAAGCACAGAAACAGUUGUCAACAUCACAAUCGGUCGUACAACUAAAAAAAAUCGAUAAGCCGAAACGAUACAGAAGAUGGAGAAAAUUUAUGUGUUGGCAGUGCGGCCAAGAGAUAACAUAUUCCAACAAGUUUAUUAUUUGCUCACAGAGAACAUGUAAUAAAAAAUAUCAUAGAACAUGCGUGAUAUUUGAUGAACUGGCAGAAUCAAAAUUCUGUUGUCCGUGGCAUUUUUGUUCGAAAUGCGGACGUCGAACAUCAGCACAUUGUUCAUUUUGCAGUACUGCCUUUUGUCAAGUUCAUCUUGAUGGUAACUUAUUCGAACGAGAGAGCGACAAGGGUGGCUUAGUAUGCAAGUUACAUGAAAACGCGGACGCACAAAAGACCGUUGAAGACGAGAAAGAAUUUUCAGAUAAUGAUAACGAAACAGAUAAAGAGUAUUCCUCGACAAGCUCCACUAGUCCGAUCGUAAUGGAAAAAAUUGCGACGCGAGAACCAUCACCAAGGGUUUCUAUCGUAGAGGUUCAUCUAAGCAGCGAAGAAAGUGAAGAAUCUCAGAAGGAGGAGGAAGAGAACAAUCUUGAGACUAAUUUUAUGUCAUGUGAUAAAAAUUCAAGGACAAAAGAGACACUCCAUAAAUCGAAGAAAGAGAAUCACGUGAAGGAAUUAAGUAAUCUUACAUCUAGUCAACUGGAAGCCAUAAUUGGCGUUAGCCUCUGCGAAUAAAUUUCUCCAUUUCUUAAUGAAAUUCAUUGUGCAUAUAGCAAAACUAAUGUUUAUUAAUAUGUAUGAUUCCGGACAAAUGUACAAUUAAAUA